AGCUAGAGAGUCUAGAGACUCGACUUCCUCCUUAUUCAAAAUGUAAAUACUAGCUAGCUGCAUGUAGGAUAACGAAUCUUGCCUAGUUAAAAAUCUGCCAUCUAGAGGUUCUUGAAAGAGAUAUUGGGUCUGGGAGUAGGAAAUUAUACUGACUUUGGUCCUUAUCCAGGCCAUGACGUAAAGAUCACUUUCAGAAGCUAUUUGGCUGAAGAAACUGACCUGUCAAAGGUCAACCAUGUCACAUUGUGAUGCAUGUGAGAAAGAAGGGGGCAACUCCUUCUCCAUCCAAGUCCACAGUUUCCCGGAAGAUCCCCAGCUACGCAAGAAAUGGAUCCAUGCAGUGCAGAAUGUAAUAGAGGGUUGGACACCUAAGGAAAGCUCUGUGAUCUGCUCCAAGCAUUUCGAAGACAGUUGCUACAAGGAACCUGACCCAAUGUUGGGUAGGAUCGGGAGUAUGUGCCGAGCGCUCAAUGAUGACGCAGUUCCAACAAUCUUCAAGGCAUCAAGGAAUGCAAAGAAAAUCGAUCUUAGAGAAAGUCACCAGGAAAGCCAGAGAUUGAAGUCAUCAGAGAGACAAGAACAAUCUAGCAUGGAUUUGCAAGGGGCCUGUGUCAGAGAAACGGAUACAAGUAAAGCAAAACAAGUUUUUACAGAGGAGGAAUUUGGGCCAUCUACAAACCCACACCAUUACACAAAUGGUGAGAUGGAUGUGGAUGUGGUUGGACCAAUAGAUGAUGGCAUACAACCGGAAAAACAUAAUACGACAGUUCAGAAGAGCUAUAAGAACCAACCUGUGGUGCCGGUGAUGCUCAAGAGGCAUACGGAGAAAAGGAAUCCAGUUUUCUUUGAAGGUGAUCUUAAUCUUCCCCUAAAGAAAGUGUUUGAGCAGAUUACAAGUAAAGAAGAAUCGAGAGCUAAUAAGGUAUUGAUAGACGAAGGCAGAAGAAAGGGUGAAUAUAGAUGGUGGUCUAGUUCAUCACAAGAUUUCAGGACAAAGUUUGAUACUUACAUGCAUCGGCUUGAGAGAAAAGGAAGCAAUAUCCCUGUGACCUUUGAUCCUAUGACACCAACAACACUUAGCAUUCUGGGUGAUAGCGAGGAGACCAUCCGAUUGAAGCAGAACUUGUCAGUUCCUUGUCUUGGGGAGCUGUUCUGCACCGAAAGUCCGCUAUGUCCAUAUUGUGGUUCUGUUUUGGUGAAUAUGACGAGGGUUGUUAGGCACACUUGCAAGUUCAAGAGAAUAGCCAAAGAGGCCUUUGUCAAGAGCAACGUCCCUGAUGUUGUCUUAGUUAAGGACACCAAAUGGACAAAACUACAGAAGACUGCCUUUGGCAAACCUAAGAAGAAGACAGUGAUAGACAAACUGCCAGUGACCACAGGGCUUACAGGACUUGUGGAUGUCUUGGACAUAUUCCAAGAAAAUAAGAACAGAUUAUUUGAUGGGCUUAGCAUAACGGAAAAAGGGGAACCAAAGGCCACAGUCAAGAGGAGAAAGAACUAUAACGUGUGGAAAAAGCUGCGGAUGAAACACAAAGCAAACCCUCCACCUCCAUCUCCGUCGCCGUCGAAGAAAGGAUCCUCGGUGAAAAAUGCAAAGAUGAGGAAGAAGAAGAAGAAGAAAAAAAAGAAGAAGAAGGAAAAGAAGGAGGGAAACUUGACACACCAGUCAACUGUCCUGGGGGAAUCAAUAGCAGAUACAAGGAAAGAAGAAGAUAAGAAUAGAUUUACAAUUAACUCCAUUCAACUCAUAGAUGGGUCUAAUUCUGAUCUGCUUUUUGCUGACCUUCAAAAUCUUGGCCUUGUGAUGGGGGAUUCCGGCAACCUUGGAAGCAAGUCCUCAAAGGAUCACUUAGAUAACCAAACAAUGGCUAAUGACAUCGCUCCCAAUCCUGUGUACCCUGUAAGCAUUAUGCCCUCAUCUCUGCUUCUGACAAACAUGAACUCAGCAAGCAGCCCUGAGAACAACGAACCCAUGGACUCCAAGGAAAAUGUCUUCAAAGAUGCUUCGAGGAUGGGUGCGCUUCCUGACCAAGCGUUGUCGGUAAAGUGCGAGAAGGACGCUGUAAAGUGUCCCAAGUGUGACUUUUGGUGUGACAGCGAGAAGGAGCUUGAAUGGCAUCAGUGCUUAGACUCCCAAUUUUCUCCACCGGGAGGGUUGGAUGUAGGAGGAGGCGGUGGCGGUGGUGGUAUCACGUUAAGUGAUGGUACGUUCAUAAAGGCGGAGCCUAUGGAUUACAGGUGACGUCAUGAGGAGAAGACGGUGCUGAGAAAAGCUACUUUAUCCUGCCUUCUCUCUGUGACUGCAUAGUACCAGUGAAGUUAUCAAAGAUGAUCACAGGAGGUACACCAAGUGGUGGUAAUGAAAGGUUAUGGGCCUCAAGUCACAGUAUAUACCCAGUUUUAUGGGAUAUAUACAAUGAAUGACCACAUUGGUCAGAUUAUACAAGGUUACAGCACUAAUACGUGGCUAUCGAUAGGGUUGAACAUUGGGUACUGUAUGUGCUUUGGCACUCCGGGAAAAUUAGAAUCCUUAUGGAUGUCAGGUCACUGGGCCAUCGACUGUUUUUGAGGGCAUAGAAUCACUGAUCCUUCACAUCAUAUCAUUGCUACAGGCAUUAAUGGAGUCCAGGAUAAAACAGGAAUCUCCGUUGAAGACCAAGUCCUUUCUUACCUUCCUAUUCUUCCUUUCUAUGGGGACUUCGUAUGUGUUUCAUAAAGCUGCUUGUAAAGUUACACACAACUUUACGAACGACUGGAACACGUUCUUAUGUCCUAAAUGAGUGACAUAGGGAUGUAUCCUUUAGCACAAGAAGGGGUCACCAGUUGUGCAUAAAGUCAUUUGUAUCUUACGAACAGCUUUAUGAAAACACCCACCAGGACCACAACAUUGCCUGCUUCUAUCGGUCUCCUGUUUUACACAGAAAUGUCUGAUUUCUUACGAUGAUCACUUUACAUUGAUGACAGAUACUGCUAAGAAUGUUAUCAAUCCAAUGUUGAAUGAAUAAAGAUUGAAAUUAAAUUAACAAUCAUCAAAAUAUUUUUAACAAUUGAUUGCAUUGACUACAAUGUACAAUCCAUCAUAAAAUCAAGAAUAUUAUUAAUUAGUAACCUUUGUGUUACAGGACGGACCCUUGUUGAGAAACGUAGAUAAUGUGAAUUCUGAAAUUCAUUUCUCAACAGGAUUAUGCAUAUGAUAUGUUCAAUAGGAGAGGCAAUAUUUCCCACUCUUUGAGUCAACAAAGGCUCUUUGAAUUGGUAAUCAUGUUUAGUCAUUAAUUUAGCAGUGUUCUGGUCAAGAAGCAACAAACUUGAAUUUUACACAGAUCAAUCUAAUAGGCUACUAUAUAUAAGAAGGGUAGAUGAAUAUUUUUUUUUUUGUAAUGUG
This is a messenger RNA of Lytechinus variegatus (green sea urchin), 3385 nucleotides long. RefSeq lists its product as uncharacterized. Gene Ontology annotation, molecular function: sequence-specific DNA binding. The transcript is spliced from 9 exons. The coding region runs from base 236 to 2242 and encodes 668 amino acids. The record is from RefSeq and is a predicted model, not a curated record. NCBI's taxonomy places the organism in Eukaryota, Metazoa, Echinodermata, Echinoidea, Temnopleuroida, Toxopneustidae.